This is a messenger RNA of Dacryopinax primogenitus, 1191 nucleotides long. RefSeq names its product heme-thiolate peroxidase aromatic peroxygenase (gene HTP1). The record is from RefSeq and is a predicted model, not a curated record. The transcript has 10 exons. The coding region runs from base 1 to 1191 and encodes 396 amino acids. NCBI's taxonomy places the organism in Eukaryota, Fungi, Basidiomycota, Dacrymycetes, Dacrymycetales, Dacrymycetaceae. Gene Ontology annotation, molecular function: peroxidase activity.
AUGCAGCUCAGAUUCACUGCUCUCAACUUCAUUUUGUGGGUUGGCUAUACUGCUGCCUGGCCAGCCUAUGAACGGUCUUUGCAUGCCGGUACUGGCGGAAUAGCUUCUGUCGGACCGAUCCUUCGUCGAGGAGCUGCACCGUAUUCCCCUCAGUACCCCUACACCGGUGCUCUUCUCGACGGUCAACCUGGCAAAGGUAUCGGUGGCAUCCAGGUUCCGGCUCCUGGAGAUACCGCUCACUAUUAUCAACACCCUCCUCCCGGUGCCCAGCGUGGUCCUUGCCCAGGCAUGAACACUCUUGCCAAUCACGGCUUCAUCUCUCGCGAUGGUUUGACAACUUUUACGGAGCUUGUUGCGGGUAUGCAAAAUGUUUGGAAUGUUCAAUGGGAACUAGCCGUUAUUCUGGCUGUUCUGGGAAUCGCCACGGAUGGAGACCCCGUCACGGAGAUGCUCUCCAUCGGGGGUGCAGUUACUCAACAGAUCGGUAAACAAGGAGAAUUCACUGGUAAUUACGGAGGAUUGGAUCAACAUAACGCAUUCGAACUCGAUGUGUCUUUGACUAGAGAUGAUUUCUAUCUGUACGGGGACGCACAUACUUUCAACUCGACUCUGUUUCAGAUGAUGGCAGAGACGGCUGCUGAGCUCCAUAAUGGGACGCCCAUCUUUGACUUCGACGCUGUUGCUCUCCAUCGUGCCCGACGAUACAACCAGUCCAUCGCUGAAAACCCAUGGAUUGUAUUCCCUCCUGGAGAGAUCCACAACUACGGUGCCGGCGUCUUUCUCUUUGAAGCAUUCCCAUCUUCUGCCAGGAACAUGACGCCGGAUUUGGAAACCGUUGGAUCGUUCUUUGGUGCUGUACCUCUUAGUAACGGAUCCUAUGGGAGUCAGCCGGAGCGCAUUCCACAGGGAUGGCACAACCGUGUCAGCCCUCUGAAUUCCAGCAUUAUUGCCAAUGGUGGGCAGGCACAAUACGAUGCCUAUCCUGUGCCGUUUGUCAUUGGGUAUGGCAACGGGUCUUUUCUCAAUAUGAGCCCCGAGACUUUGGUGGGGGGUUGCGAUACGUAUAACACUGCUAUUUCGACCGCUGAGAGUUCGCCCAAUCCCGUUGCAACUUAUGAGUUCGUGCGCCGCCAUCUUGAUCCCAUAUUUGCGUCGGAAGGUUGCCCAAACAAUGCGACUCUACCCCUUUGA